Molecule: messenger RNA, 2228 nt
Organism: Coregonus sp. 'balchen'
Lineage: Eukaryota; Metazoa; Chordata; Actinopteri; Salmoniformes; Salmonidae
Source: the annotation of a GenBank genome assembly
AUGUCCACUAGCUGUGUGAGGAGAGCAUCACUACAUUACUCUACCAUGGCCACUAGCUAUGUGAGGAGAGCAUCACUACAUUACUCUACCAUGGCCACUAGCUGUGUGAGGAGAGCAUCACUACAUUACUCUACCAUGGCCACUAGCUGUGUGAGGAGAGCAUCACUACAUUACUCUACCAUGGCCACUAGCUGUGUGAGGAGAGCAUCACUACAUUACUCUACCAUGGCCACUAGAUGUGUGAGGAGAGCAUCACUAACAUUACUCUACCCAUGGCCACUAGCUAUGUGAGGAGAGCGUCACUACAUUACUCUACCAUGGCCACUAGCUAUGUAAGGAGAGCAUCACUACAUUACUCUACCAUGGCCACUAGCUGUGUGAGGAGAGCAUCACUACAUUACUCUACCAUGGCCACUAGCUGUGUGAGGAGAGCAUCACUACAUUACUCUACCAUGGCCACUAGCUGUGUGAGGAGAGCAUCACUACAUUACUCUACCAUGGCCACUAGCUGUGUGAGAGAGGUGGACAGAGAAUGGAGUCGCCUUAUCACAUAUUAUGUCAGCCACCGUCCGAGAGAUGCAGAGCAACAACCUGAGUAUGAAACACACUCUUAUCGGCCAACUCCAGCGGGACACACACACUUCACAGUAACGGUGUAGGAGGAAGCUAUCACUCUGACGAUCUGAUGGAUUGGACAAGGAGGAGGACAGUGGAGCAGCGAGAGGUACACUCCAACACACACACACAAUCAGACAUAUCACCAUGCUACCCCAUACACACACACACACAUACACACACAAAACAUCUCCCCAUGACCAUAGAGAUCUGAACCUGGUCUGUGGUUUCAUCUCCUCUCCCUCUGUGUUCUCCAGUUCUUCUGUCUCUAGCUGAGAUCAUUCCUUAAGGGUCUGGCUGCCUGUCUGUCAACACUGAGAAGACUGUCAUACUUUCAUACGUCCCAAAUGACACCAUAUUCCCUAUGUAGUGCACUACUUUUGACCACGGCCCAUAGGGGAUAUAUAGGGGAUAGGGUGCCAUUUAGAACGCUGCCAUAAACCGACUGUGUGGAGACAAAGUACUCAGACUCACUACCAUCAAUAUUCAGACACACCAGCUUUGAAGAAAGUAGUUGCUCAAAAGUUAAACGUGUCAAACUUUUAGUUUGUCUCCCUGAACUAGUAGUGCAAAGACACCAUUUUGAUUGGACUGCAUGAGAAGAGCUGAGAGACCUUUCGCCAGUCAUACUGUAUCUUUCGCCCUCUUUCUUUCUUUCUUUCUCUCUUUCUCUCUCUGUUUUUCCAGAAAGAACUUGGCAAUUUCCCCUUGUUGACACCACUUGUUGCAGUGGCCAGUUGGGCCUGAACCUUGCCAGUUGGGCACAGAACACUAAAUGUUUAUGCAUUUUGUAUUGUAUUUUGCAUUGUAUUAUGUAUGUGAUACAUGGUUGGGAUACGACUGUGAUUUGCGGUUGUCUCGCCGGGCUAUCUUAAGAUGAAGGCACUAGCUGUGGGUCGCUCUGGAUGGGAGCGUCUGCUGAAUGGCUAAAUUGUAAUAUGUAUAUUUGUGUAUAUUAUGUAUUUUAUUUGUUGUGUUGUUUCCUGUUUGGACCCCAGGAACAGUAGCCGUUGCCUCGGCAACAGCUAAUUGGGGAUCCUAUUAAAUACUAAAUACUGUAACAAGCCUAGUGAGGACAACCUACUUACUGACCACCACACUUACAUUCAUAGCCAAAGAUGCUGAAGAAAAGCAUAUUCAAAUCCUUGAAGUCAAACAGUGCUGCUGGUUUUCUUUUCUCCCUGACACUUAGUUGAUCAAUUCAUGUCACUGAUUAAAAGUCAUACUGGCACACAGGCAUACUAUUUCUGCAGCACCUGGGGAUUGACGUUGUGCUGUCUAGAAGUUUCUCUAGACUAAGUGACGAAAUACCCCAGGCGCCAGUCAAACCUCUUUAUUCUCAUUACAACACUAACCCAUCACAUCCCCUUACGACCACUCACACACACACACACACACACAAACACACACACAGCCCUCACAACCAAUAAGAGAUAGGGAAAGACUCACUCACCUAUUCUUCUCUUCUCCUGGUGCUUCUCUGACUUCUCUGACAGUCUACUACAAGAAUGGAGAGAUCCAGGUGAAGAACGAGAUGAAGAUAGGAAGAGAGAGGCUUCUCCUCAGGUUGUCUCUUGUUAGUCCCCCUGUUUCAGUCACUGGUGGCUGGGUAG